Molecule: messenger RNA, 2055 nt
Organism: Peromyscus maniculatus bairdii (prairie deer mouse)
Lineage: Eukaryota; Metazoa; Chordata; Mammalia; Rodentia; Cricetidae
Gene: Padi6
Product: peptidyl arginine deiminase 6
Cellular component (GO): cytoplasm; nucleus
Molecular function (GO): calcium ion binding; protein-arginine deiminase activity
Source: RefSeq, a predicted model, not a curated record
AUGUCUUUCCAGAGUACUCUCAGCCUGUCCCUGGACAGUCCCACCCAUGCCAUUUGUGUGCUGGGCAUGGAAAUCACAUUGGACAUCAGUGGGUGUGCCCCCGAGAACUGCCAGUCCUUCACCAUCCGUGGCUCCCCCAGGAUCCUGAUCCACAUCUCCAGCACAGUCAUCACUGGGAAGGAGGAUGCCGUGGUCUGGCGACCCAUGAACAAACCCACAGAGGCACUGGUGAGGAUGGUGUCACCCAGCCCCACUGUGGACGAGGACAAGGUGUUGGUCUCCUACUACUGUCCUGACACAGAGGUCCCCACGGCCACCGCUGUGCUGUACCUCACCGGCGUUGAGGUCUCCCUAGAAGCAGACAUCUACCGAGAUGGACAGCUGGACAUGCCAAGUGACAAGCAGGCUAAGAAAAGAUGGGUGUGGGGCCCGAAUGGCUGGGGAGCCAUCCUGCUUGUCAACUGUAAUCCUGGCGAAAGAGGCGAGUCUGAAAAGACCAGUGAUCAGGACAAGUGCAAAGCAAUACAGAACCUCUCUCCAAUGACACUGACUGUGGAGGGCCCACAAGCUGUCCUUAAGAACUACUGUCUGAUCCUCCAUACUUCCAAGGAAGAGGCGAGCAAGGCAAAAGUCUACUUGCUCCAGAAAGGUACCGCCACCAGUACCUAUGAACUGGUAAUAGGACCUGGCAAGCCUGACCAUGUCCUGGCUCCCUUUGAGAACCGAGGGAAAGAGACCUUCUACAUAGAGGCCAUAGAGUUCCCAUCUGCCAACUUCACAGGCCUGAUUUCUUUCUCCGUCUCCCUAGUGGAAAAGUCUUAUGACCAAUUGAUCCCGGAGGUGCCGCUCUACAAAGACACAGUGAUGUUCCGGGUUGCUCCUUACAUCUUUACUCCCAGCACCCAGAUGCCUCUCGAGCUUUACCUGUGCAGGGCGCUGCAGCUGCAGGGCUUUGUGGACACAGUGAUCAGACUGAGUGAGAAGAGCAACGUGCAGGUGGCAUCUGUGUAUGAGGACCCCAACCGCCAGGGCAAAUGGCUGCAGGAUGAAAUGGCUUUCUGCUACACUCAGGCUCCUCACAAGACGGUGUCCUUGAUUUUUGACACCCCUCGGGUUUCCAAUAUGGAAGAGUUCCCCAUAAAAUACUCACUGAGCCCUGGCGUUGGCUACCUGACCCACCACACCGAAGACCACGGAGUGGCUAGCCUGGAUUCCAUCGGGAACCUGAUCGUAUCCCCACCAGUCAAGGCUCAAGGCAAAGACUACCCACUAGGCAGGGUCCUCAUUGGUGGCAGCUUUUACCCCAGCUCCGAGGGCCGGGACAUGAGCAAGGCCCUGCGUGACUUCGUGUAUGCCCAGCAGGUGCAGGCCCCUGUGGAACUCUUCUCAGACUGGUUGAUGACGGGCCACAUGGAUGAGUUCAUGUGCUUUGUCCCUGUAAAUGACAAAUAUGACGAGGGCAAGGGCUUCCGCCUCCUGCUGGCCAGCCCCAGUGCCUGCUACGAGCUGUUUGAACAGAAGCAGAAGGAAGGCUAUGGGGACGCGAACCUGUUUGAUGAGGUCAGACCAGACCAGCUCAUUUCUAAUGGGAGGGAGUCCAGAACCAUCUCUCAAGUCCUGGCUGAUGAGAACUUGCGAAAGCAGAAUGAUUAUGUGGAGAAAUGCAUUAGCCUGAACCGCACCCUCCUAAAGAAGGAACUGGGCCUGACGGACAAAGACAUCAUUGCCAUCCCACAGCUCUUCUGCCUGGAGAUGCUGACAAACAUCCCCUCCGGCCAAAACUUCACAAAACACUUUGCACGGCCGUACUUCCCUGACAUGCUGCAGAUGAUUGUGUUGGGCAGGAAUCUAGGGAUCCCCAAGCCCUUUGGGCCCCUAAUCAAGGGCACCUGCUGCCUGGAAGAGCGAGUCUGUAACUUACUGGAGCCUCUGGGUCUCAAGUGCACCUUCAUUGAUGACUUCGAGUGCUACCUGACCAACAUGGGAGACACCUGUGCCUGCGUUGUUAUCCACCGGGUGCCGUUUGCAUUCAAGUGGUGGAAGAUGAUCCCUUAA